AGUAAAAGAAGGAGAGUGUAGUCGUGGUGAGAACGGUCCAGAUACGCUGCAGGGUUCGAGCGUGUGUGGACUUUGAUUUUGGCUUAGAAGCCCGAAAAAAUUGUUGAAAAUUUCGCCAGAGGAGCACAAAGACGGUCUAUCGCCGCCAUUAACACGAAUUUCUUCAUCGGUUAUAAGAGAGCUUUGCACUGCUCUGCUUUCCUCGGAUCCUAUUCCACGUCCAGGUAGCGCUCAGAUCAAACUUGACGUAAACGCAGAGCCUCCGUGGGAUCCUGAUCCAUUUUAUUAUUUGUACGUCGUGUUGUAUUUGAGAAUAUUAACAGUGCCUAAAUUGUAUUAG
Molecule: messenger RNA, 340 nt
Organism: Thelazia callipaeda (thelaziosis nematode)
Lineage: Eukaryota; Metazoa; Nematoda; Chromadorea; Rhabditida; Thelaziidae
Source: the annotation of a GenBank genome assembly